UAGCCCUUGAGAGAGAUCAGAGCAAAAAGGGAUAAGAGAUAGAGAUAUUGGAGAUUGCAUGCUUUGAAUAAUUACGGGCAUAUGAGCAAGCACAAGAGAGAUGCGGCCUAUUCCUGUACGCGACUACAAUGAUUUGGCAGCUGGAUCAAGUAGUCAAAGAAAGAAUCACCAGUUGCCGCAAAAUAUAUACCAUCCCUUUCAUUAUCACCCUCUCUUCCUUCUCGAGCAGAAAGGUCCUCUUGCAAAAUGCAAUGCCUGUCGCAAGGAUAUUACGGCCGGUGCCACCGCCUACAUUUGUAAGCAUGACAAUUGUGGUUUCAUUUUGGACAUUAUUUGUGGUGAAGAGAGAGUGCCUGCCAUAGAGUACGAGGCCCACAGUCACCUACUACAUUUUAGGGAGAGAACGGAUGAUCGAGUACUCAAGUGCAAUGCUUGCGAUAAAAGUUGUGAAUCAUCUAUCUUCAGCUGUCUCUACUGUGAUUGGAAUCUCCAUUAUACUUGUGGUCCAUUACCAAAUGGAAUUACCUAUAAAUGUCACGAAGAUCCACUCGUUCUUACAACUGCUCUUGCUGAACACGAAGAUGAGAUGGACGAUGAAUUUUAUUGUGAUGUUUGUCAGAAACAGAGAGACCAACUAUUGCCGAGUUAUCAAUGUGCAGAUUGCAAUUUUGUUGUUGAAAUUAAGUGCGUCAUAUCUGAGGUAAUAUCACUCCUAAAGGGAGAUCAUGGAGAUCAUGUAGAGUUAAGGGAUCCUUUUGGGCAGCUUGGAAAGUUGAUUAUGCAGCCCAAGAACAUAAUAGAACAAAGUGAGUCGACUCUAAGCUUGUCUAAAAUUUUAAAAUCCUUGAAUGAAGAUGAGAAUAGGGAAUUGAGAAGGGUUAUAGAGGCUAGAGAGAUUAGACAAACAGUUAAUGCUGAAGAUAAAUUCUUUAAUGACCCUAGGGAAGAUAAUAUUCUACGGUUUUCUGACGAGGGUUACACACAAUUUAUAAAGUUUCUUGAUCGGGGCACAGAGAUUUCUGUAGAAUUAAGGGACGGAGGAGCUGAGGUUCUUUUUAGGAGUUUGGAUGCAAAAUCUCACAAUGACUACUUUGCUCUUGAAGAAGAGGUUGUUAAUGUUGGAGAACACCACAAGGCUGCUUUGACUUUUGCUCCUAUCCUAAGGAGCUUGCUUUCCAAACACGGUGAUAUUAGCGCUGCAUCCACAUUGAGUCCAACUGUAAAACUAUUUUUUGUUAACAUGUUAUGUGGUUGCAUAUACAGCAUGAGAAACACCAAGGUUGUGGAUAUCACCAAAGAUGUGCUUCUCAUCUGGUGGACAAGCUUGAGAACUUGUCAAGUUGCAGGAUUUGAAAUUCAACCUCUUGUUGAUCAUCUGGAGAGAGUUGCACGUGCUUUCUUUGCUCUUUAUAUUGGAAAACAAGCAGACAAAGUUGACAGAGAUAUUGCAAAGCUUUACAAAGAUCUUGAGGAACUAAAACGGAAACGUGAUUCUAUAACGUCUAGUACAAAACAUGAAGUUGACAAAUGCUUGAGGGAGGCUUCGGUCUUGAAGCAAGGUAAAGCUAUUACUGAACGAUUAUGGGAGUCCAUAUAGGCCGGUGUGGAAAUUAGUAAGUAAUCUAUUAGCAUUCUUGCGUAAUUGUUUGUUGCUUUUCUACAUUUACUUCACCGCGUCCAUCGUGAAUAAGCAAGGCUCGACAGUCACUUUGCAUUUCUAAUCCCAUUUAAUUAUGUACAUGUAAUACAAUACUAAAGUCUUGAUAACCAUGUUUGAACUUAGAACCUAUACUUUGAUAUCA
This is a messenger RNA of Carya illinoinensis, 1802 nucleotides long. RefSeq lists its product as uncharacterized. The coding region runs from base 101 to 1597 and encodes 498 amino acids. The transcript is spliced from 2 exons. Lineage: Eukaryota; Viridiplantae; Streptophyta; Magnoliopsida; Fagales; Juglandaceae. The record is from RefSeq and is a predicted model, not a curated record.